Lytechinus pictus (painted urchin) is the source of this 1513-nucleotide messenger RNA. Its product is annotated as monocarboxylate transporter 6-like. Gene Ontology annotation, molecular function: monocarboxylic acid transmembrane transporter activity. The coding region runs from base 1 to 1512 and encodes 503 amino acids. The transcript has 5 exons. Lineage: Eukaryota; Metazoa; Echinodermata; Echinoidea; Temnopleuroida; Toxopneustidae. The record is from RefSeq and is a predicted model, not a curated record. Gene Ontology annotation, cellular component: membrane.
AUGACAAGAUUGAGGAUCUCGUAUUCUUGUCUUCUUUCCUCGUCUUCUUGUCAUCUUGGCUCUUUUUCUCGUCUUCUCAUCUUGUCUUCUGGGGGCACGUCUAAGCUUCCGUACAAACCUCCACUGCCUUCUAAAGUAAUGUCAUUCCGUAGGCUUGGAGUAAUUGAUAUUGAUGCGAUGAAGCUUGAUAUAGCUGAUAAACAUGAUGUUAAUAAACUGAUAACCAAGUACAGCAAAAACUCGUGUGCAUCGGACCCAAUGCCCACAAAGAUUCUUUUACAGUGUACGGACACACUGAUUCCCACCAUCACAUCUCUAAUUAAUCUUUCAUUGUCAUCUGGACCAAUGGUAGAAUACCUUUACCAAAGACUCCGCGGCGGAUUUCGAAGGUGUCUCGUGAUGGCUGGUGCAAUGUUAGCAACAACGGGGCUCUUGCUCGCAUCGUUAAUUACCAACUGCGUUCAAUUAGGCCUGUGUCUUUCUGUCGCCGGACUCGGUGCCAACAUUCUGUCGAUCUCGCUCGUUAUCACCUUGAGCAAUCAAUCUGGUGAAGCCUUCGGGAUCUUUUACGGAAUUGGCAAAUCAGGAUAUGCCUUCGGGAUGGCCCUUGUCCCUCUACUUGCUGACUACCUGAUGGGAAUAUAUGGCUGGAGAGGGUCUUUAUUGAUCAUCGCAGGCAUCAUGGCACACCUUAUACCUUUGGCCUUGAUGGUGGGUCUCAACGUAGAGGGCGUCCCGCUUGGGGAAUUCAGUGCAGAGGCAAGCGAAGAUACAGCUUUAAUACUGGGGUCAUCCACUGGUAAACGGGAUGAAGACGUUUCGAACAUGAAUAAUGUGCAUAGUGGAAAAGGGCGUUGCAAAAAAGGUCAAUCGAUUUGUUCCGAGCUUUACGCCACUGGAUGCCGAAUCAUCAAGGACUCCAUCUACAAUCAAGAUCGUAUGAUGGUCCUUCUGAUGUUCCUUGGUCUGGUGUACGCCAUUCUAAAUGGUGGUUGGUACUCCUUCCUCAUCCCACGUGCAGUGGCAUUGAUCGGGAAACCUACAUCCAGGGCGUUAUACAUUGCUUACUCAGUGGCUACUGCAGCCUUUAUCGGCCGUUGUUCCAGUGGAAUGCUUAUUGGUUCCAAACUAUUCAAUGGCAAAUGCUUAUUUCUUUUCCUAACUUUACUCAACAUCAUAUCGCUUCUUGUAGAUACCUUUGUUCCUGAACUUGCUGUGAUGAUUGUGACGUCAUUCAUUACGUCACUGACGAUUGCCGAGAGGAACGUUCUCCUAUUGGUGAUUUGUAAAGAGAGGGCUCAUCGUUCACACUUUCCAGUUAUACUAGCCUCGUAUGAGAUUGUGUUGGGAGUCGGAACUUUUCUCGGAUCUUCAUUUUCUGGUUUUAUUGCAGAUGUGUCAGGAACCUUUAACGCUUCCUUCAUGUUCAUCGCGGCGGUUGAUGGCCUUGUCUUCUGUCUAAUGCUUACUCCAAUAAUCAUAGACAAGUGGCAGCAACACAGCAUUGAUUGAC